Brenthis ino (lesser marbled fritillary) is the source of this 783-nucleotide messenger RNA. The record is from the annotation of a GenBank genome assembly. Lineage: Eukaryota; Metazoa; Arthropoda; Insecta; Lepidoptera; Nymphalidae.
AUGAGUGAUAAGGACAUCUUUAGAAGAUGUGCAUCUAUUCAUCGUCCAGUUGUUCGUUUGGUGGCAAGCUUAGUGAAGCGUCUGAGUGCACAUCCAUCCAGCACAAAUCUAGUCGGAAAAUUUACUCAAAGCGUACGAAGAAUUGUUCAAGAUGUGAAAGACGAGGGCACUUCUAGCGGGCAAACUAAAGAGGAGGUGAUCGAAACAAAUGAGCGACUCCGAAUGGUUCGUGUGCGACUCGAUGAAAACUACGAUACGGCCAAGAAAGCUCUGGUGAAUCUCAUGGCGAGGUACAACGAUUCCAAGGCUGAGAGGAACGUGUUUACGCGCUAUGCUAUGCUUAAAGCCAUGAUCAAGGAUGUGAUCCGUUUAGAGACACAAUACUGGUCUCUAGUAGAAAUUCCAAAACAAGAAAAGGCAGAAACAGUACCAGCGUUUGUGCUGCGAGCUUGUGCCAUCAUGGAAAAAACACAAAAAUCUGGAGAAGGUGUGAAGACGUCUUCCAAGCUCGCAGAAGAAGCAGCUGAUAGAAGGGAGCGGAUAGAACGACUCAAUGACAUGACCACAUCUCAGAUAGAAACAGAGAACACGCAGAUGACUAAUGAUUUAUAUCGCCUACUAAAAAAGUAUACGGGCUUGAGAAAUCUAAUAAGAGAACUUAAGUCAGAUUAUGUCAGCUCAAAGAUCUACCCGAUGUUUCCGCGAUACACAAUGUUGAAGGACAUGAUAAAGGAUAUCAUGCACGAUCCCGACUACAUGGAGGUGUGCCACGAGGUGGACCCG